CUGACAUCGUCGAUAUAUCUCUUUGGGUCUGUGCAUGCUUGGUACGGAAAGCCAGUUUAGUAAUUUGCUACUCGUCUUUUUAUAAUUUCAUACUUUUAAACUCGGAAACAUGUCAUUCAUCGUAUACGACAAGGACUGCCAUUUCCCAAUCCAAAAUCUACCAUACGGCGUUUUUUCUACAGCAGAUAAUGCUCAGCAUCGUAUCGGUGUUGCUAUUGGCAACAAGAUUCUUGACUUAAGUGUCAUCAAGGAUCUUUUCAACGGGCCAAUUCUGUCUGAAUGUAACCAUGUGUUCGCAGAGGCAACCUUGAAUUCCUUCAUGGCUCUGGGCAAACCAGCAUGGCAAGAAGCAAGAGUUACUCUCACCAAACUGUUGUCUACUGAUGACGCAACUCUUAGAGACAACGCCAGCUUAAGAACCCAAGCAUUUGUGGAUCAAGACAAAGCUACAAUGCAUAUGCCAGCUAGAAUUGGUGACUACACUGACUUCUACUCAUCAUGUUAUCAUGCCACGAAUGUCGGCACAAUGUUCCGAGGCAAGGACAAUGCCCUGCAGCCAAACUGGAAGCAUCUUCCUGUUGGUUACCAUGGUCGCGCGUCAUCGGUUGUAAUUUCGGGAACUCCUAUCAAGAGGCCAUGUGGACAGCUGAAACCUGAGGACAAGCCUCCUGCUUUGGGUGCUUGCAAACUGAUGGAUUUUGAGCUAGAAAUGGCAUUCUUUACAGGACCUGGUAAUAAGUUGGGAGAGCCAAUAAGCAUUGAUAAAGCACAGGAUCAUAUAUUUGGUUGUGUGAUCAUGAAUGAUUGGAGUGCUCGUGACAUUCAGAAGUGGGAAUAUGUGCCUCUUGGGCCGUUCUUAGCUAAGAACUUUGGCACCAGCAUCUCUCCCUGGGUCGUUACCAUGGAAGCACUUGCUCCUUACACAGUUGCUAAUGAGCCACAGGAUCCAAAGCCUCUUCCUUAUCUCUUCCAUGAAGAUGACUACAAUUUUGACAUCAACCUAUCGGUAACUCUUAAAGGUGAUGGAGCAAACAAGGUGGUCUCAAAUUCAAAUGCAAAGGAACAAACUUCCUUGGGAUGCAUGCUGGAGCUGUCAUGGAAAGGAACAAGAGAGGUUGAUCUUGGCAAUGGUGUCACCAGGAAAUUCCUGAAGGAUAACGAUGAAGUGAUUUUGUCUGGGUACUGUCAAGGAGAUGGCUUCAGAGUAGGAUUUGGUGAAUGUUCCGGAAAGGUCUUGCCUGCCAACCCAGUACCAUAGAGGGGUGUUCCAGCAGUCCACUACCAUAGCGGGCAGACAUCUGAAAUAUACAUUGAGAUUCCUUAGCUCCUAUUUGGUCAAGGUGCUCAUAUCUUGUGAGCAAAUGUUUCCCCUACACAGCAUCAGGCUAUGAUUCAACCUAUUUUAAUUUACUUAUAAGUUUUAAACAAGUUUAUAGGAUAAAUUAGCAAUAUUUCAAUUUUAUUUAUUAUCUGAAUUAACAGCAAACUUGUAAGCUGUCUAUUGGUAUAAAUAUUUUUAAAUAAAAACAUUAUUACUGUUUUUUUAAAUAUAAUUUUGGAAUUUUUAUUUGCCAAUAUUAAUUUUUUUGUUUAACCUUGCUGUUUACCAUGUAAAUCAUUUAAAAACAUUAAAACAAAACAUAUGUUAAACUGUCUUAAAAAUAAAAAGACGCUUUCCUUCCAGUUUUAUUUGAACAUUUAAACUUAUUUUGAAGUAUGGAAAAUUUAAAUUAUACCAAACACAAAGACAACUCAUAUAUAUCUAACUCUAUGUAUACAUGGGGAUCUAUUUUGCACAAGAUUUUUUUUUUUUCAUUUCAGGAUGAUGUUACUUUGUACUUUAUUCUUGAGGAAUUUAUUAGUGAUAUGUUCUAUAAAGGGACUAUAAGUUCUGUUAUUUAUUACUUCAUCAUGAAUCUAGAAUUCAAGCUUUGAAAAGAUAAUAUAAAGCAACUUUGCUUAGAUAAAGUACAGUAAGUGUAAUUUAUGACACUGUAUAUCUCAAUAGAUUCAAGUUUUCCUGAAUAAAAAUAUGAGAUAGAAGAGAAA
Messenger RNA from Anneissia japonica, 2049 nucleotides. Its product is annotated as fumarylacetoacetase-like. The record is from RefSeq and is a predicted model, not a curated record. The transcript has 12 exons. Gene Ontology annotation, molecular function: fumarylacetoacetase activity. Gene Ontology annotation, biological process: L-phenylalanine catabolic process; homogentisate catabolic process; L-tyrosine catabolic process. Lineage: Eukaryota; Metazoa; Echinodermata; Crinoidea; Comatulida; Comatulidae. Bases 110 to 1258 code for a protein of 382 amino acids.